AUGAACAGGAGGCUCAGAACCAAGAUAUCCGAACUCAACAAGGAGAUCGAAACGCAUGCCAAGAAGCUCGCCGCGCAGCAGUGGGAUGAGGCUGUCCACAACCGCGGUGCCCCAUUGACGAACUGCUGCGGCUUUGUUGACGGCACAGCGAGGCCUAUCUACCGUCGGUCUGUCGACCAGAGGUCGUACUUCUCGAGUCACAAGCGAGCCUACGCGCUAAAAUAUCAGGCCGUCAUGGGUGCCAUCGGUAUUGUGACUGGGGGGGCGGCCGCCCCCCUGGCUCCCCCGCCCCGUGCGGGUGCCUAUGCCUGCGGAGGUGCUACCCUCACCGAGCAGCAACAGCUGUUCAAUCGGCAUGAGCACGAUUUGACAGCCCUUGAGUGGGGGCUUGGCAAGGUCGUAGCGGAGUUCGCGUUCGUGGAUUUCAAGAACAAUCGGAAGAUUCUCCUUCAAAAUAUUGGCCAGAUGUACCGCGUGGCAACAACACUCACGAACUGCCACACUUGUUGCCUGCAGCAAUACAAUAAAGAAGUGCUCGCUACUACACUGCAUGCCCUGAACCUGCUGCACUCGACGGCGCUGCCCGAAUACAAGACGGCGGCCAUCAAGAAGUCCCGCUUCAUCCUUUCCCACUACGGCGCCUUCAAGACCUGCUGGGAUUGGCUAAUCCUGGUCGCCACGGUCUACGUCGCUGUCGUCGUGCCUUACAGUGCCUGCUUCGGCGAGAUGCAGAGCCACACCGUGCAGCAGCAGCAGCAACGGAUCGCCCUGAUGGCGGCGGGCCUGAACGCGAGCUCGCUGCUCGAGCAGAGCGCCGCCAACGAGACCAGCUACGGGGCGGGCGGUGGGGUCCCGGCGGGGAGUGCGCUGCCGCCGCCAGCCGCGGAGCCGCAGCUGGACGGCAACAGGACAAUCAUCUCCGACGUCAUCGUCGAGGCCAUGUUCAUCAUCGACAUCGGCCUCAACUUCCGCACGACCUUCGUGAACAAGAAGGGCGAGGUGGUGGCCAAGCCCAAGUCCGUGGCCCUCAACUACCUGCGCGGCUGGUUCAUCGUCGACCUGCUGGCCGCGCUGCCCUUCGACUUGCUCAACGCCGCUGGACUGUACAGCAGGGACAACCAGAUGUACCUGCACCUAUUGAAACUGACGCGGCUGCUACGACUCGCGCGGCUGCUGCAAAAGAUGGACCGAUACUCGCAGUACAGCGUGGUGGUCCUCACACUUCUCAUGCUCAUGUUCACGCUCGUCUCGCACUGGCUCGCAUGCAUAUGGUUUGUCAUCGCCGUCCAGGAGAUGGAGUCAUACCCAAACAACAACAUCAGUUGGUUGAACCAGCUCUCUAUGAAGUUGCAAUACGACGUGCUGCGACCCCUCGACAUGGCCGCCACGUACAUCACGGCGCUCUACUUCACCACGAGCUCGCUCACCAGCGUGGGCUUCGGGAACGUAGCGGCCAACACAAAUGCCGAGAAGGUGUUCUCCAUCCUAACCAUGCUCAUAGGAGCGCUGAUGCACGCCGUGGUGUUUGGGAACGUGACGGCCAUCAUCCAGCGCAUGUAUGCGCGGCGGUCGCUGUAUCAGACCAAACUGCGGGACCUGAAGGACUUCUUUCGACUCCAUCAGCUCCCCAAGCAGCUGCGGCAGCGCAUGAUGGACUUCUUCCAGACCACCUGGUCGCUCAACAACGGCAUCGACCCGAGUGACGUUCUACGCGAAUUCCCCGACGAGCUGCUCGGUGACGUGUCCAUGCACCUGCACAAGGAAAUACUCUCGCUGCCCAUCUUCGAGCCGGCGCCGCAGGGGUGCCUCAAGCUCCUGUCGCGACACGUGCGCAGCAACUUCUGCGCACCAGGAGAGUAUCUGGUGCACAAGGGCGACGCACUUUCCUACAUACACCUCGUCUGCAACGGAUCCAUGGAGGUGCUCCAGGAGAGCAUGGUCGUAGCCAUCUUAGGCAAGGGGGACCUUGUGGGCAGCGACAUUUCAUUGACGGCCGGCACGGAGACCGUCAUGAAGUCAAGCAGCGACGUCAAGGCCCUGACCUACUGCGACCUCAAGUGCCUUUUCAUCCCGGGCCUGGUCGAAGUGCUCAAGCUAUACCCGGAGUUCGCGGAAAGCUUCUGCCACGACAUCGUGCACGACCUCACCUACAACCUCAGGGAGGGCUACGAGAAUGAGGCGGAAGAAGCGAACGGCGUGUGCUCGCUAACCCUGCCGUCGAUAUCGGAGGACGACGAGGAGACGGGCAGCGAAGAGACGGCGCCGGGCUCUCCGGUGUCCAACGGCCAGGAGACCGGCGCCAAGCUCAAGGAGGACUCGUGGGAGCCGCCCGUGACCACGGUGCCCAGCCGCACGCCUGCGCCGCAGGCGCCUCCAGUGCCCGCGGCUGGCCGCACCGAAGCGGCGCCCUUCGCCAGGCGCACGUCGGCCCUGAGCUCGCCCUUUCGCACACCCACAUCCAUAGCGAUGGAAAAGCUGAGGCCCGUCGCCACAUUGCCGCAUCUAGGCCGCUCCGUGGAGCUAUUCGAGCUUCGCGACGAGAUGGAGCAGCUCCGGGGCAGCGUGGAACGGCUGGACGCGCAGCUCAAGAGUGUCUCCCAAGACGUGGGUGGCCUGACGCAGGAGCUGCGCGCCAGCGCCCGGCUCCUUCAGCAGCUGUGCAGCGGGUGCGUACAGCUAGCGACGCGGUCGCCCGGCACACCGCCCGGAGGUGUCAAGCUGCCGCCGACUCAGCAACAGCAGCAGCAUCAGACGCCGCUGGGGUCGCCCAACGGCCUGCUGCAGAGCCCGCCGCCUUUCAGCGCGACUACGCCGCAGUCUCAGCUACGCGUGUCGCACCAGGGCUCUCAGACGGACUGCAGCCUAUUGGAAGAGAUGCUCAUCAAGAUGGCCGACUCGGGCUCGCCUCCCCCGAACUCGGGCUACUCCUCGGGCUCGUCCAACGAGGAGAGGGUCAAGUUCAUCAUCGGGCAUCCGUCGCCGCGCCGCUGCAUCGCUUCGUCGUCAGAGGACAGUGCUCUGCUCAGUGUGUCCAGGGACCAUCUCGUGCCGUCUACCACUCUGUCCUCGCGCUCCUGGCAAGUGUCUACCGAGUUCUCGGAAGUGCCGGCGUCUCCCGGGAGACCCGAUCACGUCAUCGAUGUGGAAGAAUCGCUGCGCCGGAGGCUCUCGACUGAACUGUAGCCAGUGUUAUGCGAACGUAUGCUGUCCUUCACCACCCGUCCAGCUCUAGUCAGUGGGGACCGCGCUUACGCGGCUGCUCUGGCCGCUCGCGCGGGCCCUGUCAUACGAGUCUGACUGGCUUGUAUGGUUUCUCGGAGAGAUUCUGUCGGGAAACAAUCAACCGGACCACACUCGAAGAAGAUCUCAGCUCUGCGCAUAGUGCAGGAGCCGCAGCCCCCGCUUGGGCUGCCGUACCUAUUUUCAGUGACCGACGAUGCUUUAACCUUAGAUGCAGAUCACGCCUGCAGGUAUCUCGCUUCGUUCCAGUUUGAGCAAGAGAAAGACAAAGUGCGACAUCGCACGAGUUUUGUGGCAUCGCGGAGUUUUCGCGACGUUCAGCCCCGCCGCACUUACUAGCACUAAGACAACGGCUCAUCUCCGAGAGCAUCACUGCUGCUUCCCGCAAGAGACCAAGGCGACACGCAUUUGCAUUUAGUUGCUCGGCACCACCAGAGACAGCUUUCAUUGACAUUUUUGUUUUUUAUCAUUGCAACAUUACUGCUAACAGCUCACGCACGUCGAAGCAGGGUGCGCCUUUGUUUUGCGUCGCAGCUAGUGCGAGUGUUCCUCCACUCUUGCUCCAGUACUAACGGCCCACUUGCUCAUUUCAUCACACGGCAAACAACUGCGUCACGAUCGCGAUGGCAAGACCGGAGCGCUGGGCCUCUCAAGUCCCGCGGUGACUUCAGUGUGCGCGUGUGCUCUGUGGGUCUCAAGCGCGGCCGAUACAUCCGCAGAGAACUACUCGAACGCUUGUUUCGCUUCAAGGCUGCUUCCGCUGCUGACCGUUCCCGCGUAGAGCAUCGCACCGACGCUGCGUAUGGCACGGGCAUUCGAGGUCUUCGCCCGCCUACGCCUACGCUGCAUAGUAGACUGCUGUGAACUCCCCGCACCAUGCAUGACCCUGCUGUAAAUACACGCGAUAGUGUUUGCAGAGCGAAGGAGAGAUUGGACAGAAAAAGACUUCCACGAACUUGCCUGCUUCGUUCUAUUCACCCUGUGUCUGCCCGUACUGGCGGGUUUCGAGGUAUUUGUUUCACAUAUGCUGGAGAGUUAAGUUAUCGGGUAAGCCGGCAUGUGACGCUGGCGGUCAGCAAUAUACUGGGUCGGUCACAGAAGAAGUGUCGUUUAUUUUGUAAUAUGCAAAUCGAAUAUUCGUUUGGUUGUUCUUUUUAUUUGCCUCCUUUAGUGUUGCGCUCGUGUGCCAUUACAAAUGUCUGCUGUUGUGACCGCUUCCUUUGACGUCGUUAUUUUGGCACAUAUAUGGCUUGACUCUCUUUCUUUUUCAGAGACCCAGUCUCAUAACACGAAGCUUCUACGACAUCACCGAAACGAACCGUUAGCUGGCUGUCAUGUAGCAAUGGACACUCCGGCAACAAAAUGCGGACGAGUUACCAUCAUACAAAAUAGUAAAUAGAAUGCAGAGUCCUUGCUUUCCAACUUGGUUCUUUCUUUAUACUUCGUUUCUGGACCUGAAAAAUAGUUCUUACACCAGCAAAUCAGAAUUCUAAGCGGUCGUUAACUUGAGAAAACAUGCCAGUAUUGAAUUUAACGUAGUUACGUCUGAAAAACAGCUGUGCUUGAUCUAGCAGUAGGUAAGCGCUUUGUCCAGAAUUUCCUACUAGUACUGCCAGAGGCGCUGAAAAUAGUGAGAAAAAACUUCAGAUAUACAUUCCUCAUGCUCUUAGAAGAACCCGCGACCUACUAUGCGCGUCUCACCUUGAGCAUGGUAGAUGAUCAAGCGUAAGAACAGCGUGAAGUUAAUUAUCAUAAGAUGCCUCGACGGACGUAGUUGCGAUGAUGGACUCUGAUGCGAACAGCUGAAGAAAGCGUGUUUACUGAAACUGAGUGUCUCCUCUGCACUUGAAAAGAAAUCACUGAAUGAGAAACGAUGGAUCAGGGUCGGUAGACAUAACAGUAAACAAUAGAUUUCCAAAAUCUCACGCUAUGUCUGAGUGGCGUGUGUGAUUGCACGUGAGACCUUUGUUCUUAAAGCUAUCAGCACGCGGUUAAUCACCAGCAGAAUUAACCUGUACUUCCAAAGUGAAUACGAAGAUGAACAAGCUCCAAAAAAAUUUUCUAUCAGUGCUCAUGCCACUAAAUCAUCUUGCUUUGACUUUUAAAAUACACCAAAGAGAAAUAUUAGAUGCAUAAAUGAACGUGUCAGCACGAGCAUAACAAAUCUGCAAUCGUCGAACAUCUAUUAUUUGUUACUAUGUCUUCCGAAAUCUCUAAUUCUUCGAGCAUGCGUUUUUAGUUGCUUGUCACACUCAAACAAUGCUCCGUCGCUUCACACAACAAAAGGCAGAAACCUACAGCAGUUUUUUUUUUUGCAUGAAUGUUUAGAGGGCGUGAGUUCCAUAUGCUUGCGAAUAUGGAACAUAUGGGGAGGGAGGGGGAAGUUAAUUAAAUUCAAGCUGUAUCUCGACAACUGGGCUUCAGGAAACCAUGUUCACUUCAGAUAUGUGGUUUCUGUAAUCAAAGCGUGGUAAGCGUUACAUAAACAGUAAACUUGGACUGGACCAAAACAAACGUAUAUUAUGCUUCAAAAGUUCCAGAGGUACUGCACGGAUGAGGAAAGUUGCCUCCGGAUACCCUGACGGUGCUCUUGUAAGGGCCCGCUCACGCUAGCGGCAAGCCCGCCGCGACGGCACGGCGCCGCAGAACGUCCGCCGUCGCCGCACGCGCGAGAGCUGUCCAACUUGCACGGCAAGCUUCGCCGGCGAGCCUCCGGAAAACAUGGCCGCACUGCCAAAAGCAGUUGUCGUCCACUUCGAAUCUAUCAAGUGGCCGCCGUGCGCUCUGUAGCGUGUAAGCUCCGAACUGAUGCUUCCAUUUGCUUUAGAUUCAUGUCCUUAAGCUUCGACAGCAAAGUAUUCAUGCCGAUUCGGCCCCGUUUUUGAGAGCCGUACUCAAAUAAUCAAUGCUGUAGGCUUAGCGAGUCGAGAUGGGCGCUUCCCAAUGCUCGGAGGACAUAGAUUCGGCGUUUGUUAGUUGUUUCUAAUCCUCCAUAGCUGGCGCCACUUGACCUGGCGCCUGCUUAGGGACAUUUUAUUUGGUUUUACGCGACGCUUUCUUUAAUGCCGGGCAGAUUAAAACGCUCUGUUGACUGCUGGAACCAUGCCUGGCCUCGACACGGACGACAUCCGAACUUCCAGCGUGAAAAACGUGGAGCAGAAAGCAAGCAGCUCGAAGCGUCGUGCGGCAGACGCGCACGACGCAGAAAGCCGAAAGCAGACGACGCGGCCAGACGCGGCGCGCCGUAGUCAUGGCAACCGCUCCUCCGUCGUUGAUUGGCCACGUCGCUCUGCGGCAGACGGAGGACGGCGAGAAAAUGGGUCUCGGACCUAUUCUUCGAGCGGCAAAGAACGGCUGACGUGCGCGAACGAAAUCGCUUGCGCACGGCAGCCUGAGAACGUCAAACGGCGAGCUGCCGUGCCGCUAGCGUGAGCGGGCCCUAACACAAAUCUUAGCUCAUAGCAUCAUGAUAAAUUACGUCGUACUUUGCAGGUAUACUUACCUUCAUUUCUGUUCAUAUAUUAUGUAUAGUUAGUAAACAAAACCCGAAUUAUAAGGCACAAGCCCUGUCCGGAUUUCUUUUUUUUUUGUGCUCUGCCCUGCCUCCACUUGCAAAACUAAGCUAGCCCAAAUGAAAAUUUUAUUGCCCAUAAAGCGCCUGCAACACCAUGUUUUCAAUCAUUUACUGAACUGAGGAUAGCAUCUAAGUACUUAGUUGAGAGAGGUACAAGUACGCUCUCAGGAAAAAUAAGGCUUCUUUCAAAUUUCCAUAUAGAGAGCUCGUCUUUAUAUUUGCAUAGCUCCGGCCACGUACGCAGUGGCUAUGAAACAUCUGUGAAAUACUGUACACGACAAGAACUCGAGUGCUGUUCUUUUCUGUACACCAAUGCUUUUGACAACGCAAACUCGGGCUAUCCUCAUACAUGGUUCCCUAAAGGGGCCCUGCAACAAUUUUCCAAGUAAUUGUCUAAUGGCUUCCUUAAAAUAGAUUUUCGCCUCACGAAUUGACUGCCGCAAAAAUGUUUAGAAUCCGUCAAGUACGAGCGGAGUUACAGGGAUUUGCCGCACGCUUUAAGCGCUUUCUCUCUCCACUCGUACCAGCGAGCGCGCUGAAAGCUACGCAGGGAGGGGGGUGACAAGGGAGCAAGAUGAUGCGUCCCUUCGUCAGCGCGCGUCAUGGCCUUGAGCACUUUCUUUUCUUUUUUUUCUUUAGAACGCGCGGCUUACUUUCAGUGUGAUCUGGAGCGGGCACGUGGCGGCAUCCCGCGGCGGCCACGGUAACUACGCAGCUCACGAGGCUCAAAUCAGCCAACGGUCGUGGACAUUGGGUAUACGGCGCAGUAAUUUGGGUAUACGGCAUCAUUUGUGGAGAGAAGAGGGAGCGAUUUCUAGCUGACUUUGAGAAUUAAUUGUAAAUUCCAGGCCGCGCGUUGCGCUGUAACGUUUGGCUCGUGUGUUCUCAGGAGCCUCGACUACCGAUCGGCAGCGUUUACUGACCAUGCUGAAAAAAUUUUGCAGGGCCCCUUUAAGUAUAAUUACCGGCGUAGGCGGUCUGGUUAACUAGAUACACAUUGUAGCAGCUCAUGAACGUGUAACAUGAAACGCUGAUACAUGAACAGCCAAACGUUUCGAGUACACUAGCGGAUAGUCGCGAAGGUGCGUGUUCGAUAGCCUCUUUUUUUACUUAUCUCUUUCUAUCUUUCUUUCGUUUUCUAGUAUUUUACUGCUCAUAUCAGUUCCUGGCAGUUGCAAUUAUCCCGACAUCAACGGCAACACUGAGACGAGCAUUUCCAUGUGGGCUCCGAGUAAUGGUGUUCGACAAGUAAUCUUCAAGUCGUCUCUCUCCCCUUUUCCUUUCACACUUCUUCCUCUAGCACCAUUACGCUUAUUUUGGUUACAUCUAUUCUUAUCACUGCGCGUCAUGAUCGCUUCAAUUUAGAUUAGUCUACGUUUGCUUCCUUCGAGGAAGACGCAACGCGGCGUGAUGCCACGCGUCGAGAUGCUCUUUGGCAACACGCUUCUGACAGCGCGCAAAAUCGCAGGCUGCACGCGAUAUGUAUCUAUGAGGUCAAGUAAUUUAUUCGAUCUAUGUGGUCAGCUGCUAUGAGGUCUAAUUUUUCAAGGAUCUAUGAGAUCAGCUGCUAUGGGGUAAAGUAAUUUCUAUAAGAUAUUAUCUUUAUUAUCUGUAAUUUCGGACCCAACUCGAGUGAAUUUUGAUUAAUCAAACGAAAAGGGCGCUUCCUGUCCGCAUGCAGUGAUAGCUUUUCAUUUCGGUUCAGCUUACCACCAUCCUGCGAAUAUAAUCUCUACAAUACGUGUGAAUGCGUGGGGCCGCUUGUUGAAUGCAUGGUGUGCACGGGGUGCGCAACGUGUCUCAAACUACGGUAUACACGGUCCAGUGAUACCCGCAAUAAAACGUUGUUCGGUCCUCAAGCUCAGCUUACAAGCCUGUCUGUAGAGCUCUUGUGAGACGACCCUGAACGUUCUCAUUAGGCGGCCCGGCGCUGCGACACAGAGAGCUGUAUAAAAAAAAACGUAUAUACUUUGAACGCGAUGCGACGGAGGAAGUGCGUACCGAUACACAUACACGUUAAACAUCUGACACAAGUGGCAAGAGUUGGAGACCGGCGUGCCUACAUCUUGGAAAAAGUCUUUGGAAUGCUGCAAGUACGUGAUUGACGUAACAAGACGUCGUUAUGUUCUCGCUUAUACUCACGUUUUUCGCUCUAUUUCUUUCGGUGAAGAUGUCACAGCAUGUCGGUUAUUUGUUCCUCUUGAAAUUUGUUUUCAAUGCCGUUUCAUCAUAAACUUUUCUUCCUCUGUACAUAGACCGUCCGUUUUGCCUCGUCGUUUAUACAGUUUUAAAGAUCUCCUUAUAUAGCUUCACGAUCCAUGUCGAGAGCACAAUUUGUUUUAUUCUUCUUUUCAUAGUCCAGUUAUCCUCUUGAAUCUUCUACUUAGUGUUACCCCUUUCCUCUUUCUUCAUCUUCUUACUCCUUCAUGACGAACGAGCGGCGCGGGAGAGCACCACAAUGCAGACGAUUUGUACGCGUCGGUUUAUCUUGCAAAUAAAACGUUCGAGAAACCA
Molecule: messenger RNA, 9328 nt
Organism: Rhipicephalus sanguineus (brown dog tick)
Lineage: Eukaryota; Metazoa; Arthropoda; Arachnida; Ixodida; Ixodidae
Product: potassium voltage-gated channel subfamily H member 8
Exons: 13
Coding region: 1-3183 (1060 amino acids)
Biological process (GO): potassium ion transmembrane transport; regulation of membrane potential
Cellular component (GO): membrane
Molecular function (GO): voltage-gated potassium channel activity
Source: RefSeq, a predicted model, not a curated record